Messenger RNA from Eriocheir sinensis (Chinese mitten crab), 1782 nucleotides. Its product is annotated as 26S proteasome regulatory subunit 10B. Gene Ontology annotation, biological process: positive regulation of RNA polymerase II transcription preinitiation complex assembly. Gene Ontology annotation, molecular function: proteasome-activating activity; ATP hydrolysis activity; ATP binding. Gene Ontology annotation, cellular component: proteasome regulatory particle, base subcomplex; cytosolic proteasome complex. Bases 63 to 1241 code for a protein of 392 amino acids. The transcript is spliced from 7 exons. The record is from RefSeq and is a predicted model, not a curated record. Lineage: Eukaryota; Metazoa; Arthropoda; Malacostraca; Decapoda; Varunidae.
CAAGGCCUGAGUAUUAUGUCUUCAUCGGGCAAGUCGAGGGUGCGCGGCAUUGUUUUGGAGCCAUGGCGGCGACUGUGUCAGAGCGAGACCAAUGCCUGUCAGAUUACCGCCGCAGACUGAUAGAACACCGGGAAGUGGACUCAAAGCUCAGGAAGCUACGAGAAGAGAAGAAAGAGUUGGACAAGCAGUAUGACAAGAGUGAGAAUGACCUCAAGGCCUUGCAGAGCGUGGGGCAGAUUGUUGGGGAGGUACUCAAGCAGCUCACUGAGGAGAAGUUUAUUGUAAAGGCUACUAAUGGCCCUCGCUAUGUGGUUGGCUGUAGGCGACAGCUUGACAAGGGAAAGCUAAAGUCGGGGACACGUGUUGCACUGGACAUGACCACCCUGACCAUCAUGAGGUACCUGCCCCGGGAGGUUGACCCACUGGUGUACAACAUGAGCCACGAGGACCCUGGUGAUGUCACCUACAACAAGAUUGGUGGGCUGGCGGAGCAGAUCAGAGAACUUAGGGAGGUGAUAGAGCUCCCCCUCCUGAACCCAGAGCUCUUCCACCGUGUGGGAAUCAACCCUCCAAAGGGCUGCUUAUUGUAUGGUCCACCAGGCACAGGCAAAACACUGCUGGCCCGAGCUGUGGCCUCCCAGCUGGACUGCAACUUCCUUAAGGUUGUGUCCAGUGCUAUUGUUGACAAGUACAUUGGUGAGUCUGCUCGACUGAUCAGAGAGAUGUUCAAUUACGCCCGGGAUCACCAGCCGUGCAUCAUCUUCAUGGACGAGAUUGAUGCCAUUGGAGGGAGGCGGUUUUCUGAAGGCACCUCAGCCGACAGAGAGAUUCAGCGAACACUUAUGGAAUUGUUAAAUCAGAUGGAUGGUUUUGAUUCUUUAGGACAAGUCAAAAUGAUUAUGGCCACCAAUCGUCCUGACACCCUGGAUCCAGCCCUUCUCCGUCCUGGUCGUCUUGACAGGAAGAUCGAGAUUGCCCUUCCCAACGAGCAGGCUAGGCUGGAAAUUCUCAAGAUCCAUUCAGGGCCCAUCACAAAGAGAGGAGAGAUUGAUUAUGAAGCUGUAGUAAAACUCUCCGAUGGCUUCAACGGCGCAGAUCUACGAAAUGUUUGCACUGAAGCUGGACUUUUCGCCAUCCGGAAUGAGAGAGACUAUGUUAUUGAAGAAGACUUCAUGAAAGCCGUGCGUAAAGUCUCUGACAACAAAAAGCUGGAGACCAAAUUGGAUUACAAGCCUGUUUAAAUUAUUUUUAAAUAAUAAUUUCAGCAGCUUAGUUUUAUAUGUGAACUAGACAUAUGUAUGGACUUCUAAUAGUUGUCCAAUUCUUAUCUUUUUACUUUGUACAUCAUGAGCAGGAGGUCUUCAAGAUAUAUUUUCCUUGGUACUGCAGGUUCAUUAAUUUACUUGCUUUAGUGUUUGUUAAACAAUAAAUAAUAAAAAAAAUAUGCUAUAUUUUAAUGAGAAUAUCAUAUUGGAUCUUUGGUCUUGCCAUACCCAUAACUGCAUGUGAAUCCCCAAGGAGUGUAAUGAUAGAAAAGAGACUAACCAGGAAGAUGUUAUGAUAGGGAAUUGCCUUCUUAGCUCUGUCACACAAAUUGUAGGAUCAUCAGCAGAUAAUGCAUUUACUUGCUGUUAGCAGGAACACAAUUCUCAUUAGUAAAUGUGGGGUCCAAGGUUUGUCUACAGACAACAGACUUAUCUCAAACCACUGCAAAGUGUCUGAUGAUUGCCCAUAUACUCUGUUAACAGUAACUAUGAUUGCAACAUUAAAAAUAAGCAUACA